GACGGAUGCCUGCGACUACAUGGACUUUAUUUUCGACCACAGAGAUUUGUUGGGCCGCCUCAGCACUGAGCCCUGCCCAUUGGAUCUUCCAACAUUUUCCAGGCCCGACAUGACCUUGACAGACAGUCAGCGGGACCUGCUACGAGCUGCGGUUGAUGGAGGUCUGACAUUGCCGGUGGAAAACAAACAUGAAGAUGUGAAGGGCCUCAGGCGGUUUAUGCAACAGCCGUAUGUCCACAAGUCUGAUGAAUGGCUGAGUUUGUUCCAAGCUGAGCCGCUGCGAGGCGUUCUUUGCCGCAUUGCGCGGCGCUUGGAUGUUUCGCUGAGUCCUACCAAUGGCCCCUGGCAGUAUCCGGAGAAACAAGACUUUCGCGAGGAGAUUGCCAGGAUGAGGUCAUGGUACGAACCUGGGCGCAGGAAGUUCCGCCGUGUACAGGAUCUUCGAGACGACAGCGCUGCCCUACUUCCUGGAGCCCCAACAGUGUUCACUGCUAAAGUGAAGAAACAUUACGCGCAGCUGAAAACUCCGCUGAAGGAAGAAGGUCUUUGGAAGUGGGCGCUAGUAGCCCGUGGUUUGCAUAAAGCAGGUGUGCCUGUGGUCAGCGGCACCAUCUCAGUGGAGCAAAAGUGGAGCCACAUCAAGUCCAUGCUCCCGCAAGAAGCACGACGUAUCUCCAUGCAGUGGUUCGACAUGCUCUCCAACUUGUGCUUCCUUCGGUUGAUGUACAGUCAUUAUCAUCAUGGAAGUAUGCCUUCUUGGACGGACAACGACACCUUGCUUUCACACAAGCUUGACGGCCUUAUUGCUCUGGCCCAAUGUUUGUCGAACAUGGAUGGUGUGUUAGACGAGAUUCCUUCAAAUCUCGCCAGCACGGUGCCGCUUGAGGCCGAGGGUGAAGGAGACCUCGCCGCAGACACAGGCGCAUCCGCAAGCGCGGUUUUUUGGGAUCCGGAGCUUGUCGAAGAAGCCUUUGGCGUCCAGUUCCCCAGCAAGGUGCAUAUGAGAGUCUUGCACACCAAGUGGGCUCGGGCCAUGGCGCAAGGACUUAAGUGGGUGGAAACGCAAAGGUACCGAUCCAAAAGCCUGAACGCAAUGAAAUUUGCGCAGGCUGGUGAGUGGGUAGUGUUGGGGGACUCCCAGCACAUCAUGGCCAUAGGAGUGUGCGCCGGAAAGGUUGUGCGAGGGUGCAGAGACAUUCUCAGCAGCGGUGUCCUUGACCACCUGGACGAGUCGCUACGAGCGGACCUGGAGAGUUACCUCAAUGUCGCUCAAAGCUUUGACUACAUAACCUUCUCUAGCGUGUGCAACCUGACCGCAGGCGAACCCAUCCCAUGGAAGAGCUUCUGGAGUCUGCAAAGUGCAAGAAACCCGAAGAAUAAGCAAGGUUUCCCGCGUGUUGGAGGACCAGACUUGGCCCCGGCACUUUUUUUGUGGACCCAGCAAUUAGGAGCUGAAUGGAUCACUCCUUAUGGCAACCCCGGUGAAGAGUCUGAGUAA
This is a messenger RNA of Durusdinium trenchii, 1498 nucleotides long. The record is from the annotation of a GenBank genome assembly. NCBI's taxonomy places the organism in Eukaryota, Dinophyceae, Suessiales, Symbiodiniaceae.